CCCACAAGGACGCGCCUUGGGCUUGGUCUUGGGGGAACUACCCGCACUGUGGGGUCACAUGACAGAAUUAGUGGUCAGCCCUAGCUGGAGGUCCAGGGCAAACACAGGCGGGGGCAGGGGGGUUGUGGCCCUGCUGAUUCGAGUAUCCCCUGUGGGUCCCGGACCUUCUGAGACACAAGCGCCAGGCUUCAGAGACGAAGCUCCGGGGUUUACCCCGGGGACCCCCUGCUCCCAUAGGCGCUGAGGGCCGGCAGUUUGGCUGCAUCGUAAGCUGGCGCUUUAGCUGCAGAGGGACGAGCUCUCGACCAGCCCGCCAGCGGGAUGGCCUCAAGUCGUCCCAUCCGGGCUGCAGGCUCCGCAAAGCUCCCUGAUACACUGUCAGGCGGGGAGGUCCGGCCGCUCCCCUUCCCCCACAGCCGCAUCUAGAUUGGGGUAGGGUGGACAUUUUAACGUGCUUCUGAGACAGUCACCACCGAAAGGCACCUUUAGCGAUUAGGAAACCCGCGUGGAGUUCAACCCCCCGGCCUCUGCGGAGCAGAAGGCCCGGCCGGGCCUUUCCCUACGCGGGGCGGGCGGCCGCAGCCCCGUAGCCCGGGCUUUGCUCCAGACCCGUCCCAGAGUGACAUCACCAAACUCCGCCGAUCGGUGGGAGGGGGCCCUGAAAUCCCCUAAAAACAAAGUGAGUAAUCGGCGGACCCGCCCUCCAGGCGGGGCCGGGACCCGGGAGCUAGCCGAGCCACCGGGCACACCAGCCUCUUCGUCCCCGGCGACGCGCGCACUUGGCCCCGGCCCCCGGCAGCGGCUGUGCGCGCGGCCUCUUCGUCCUCCGCGCGGCGCGCACUUGCUCCCGGCCCCUUCGCCGGGCAGCGGCGGGGCAACGCGCAGGCGCGGCCGGAUUCCGGGCAGUGACGCGACGGCGGGCGCGCGCGGCGCAUUUCCGCCUCUGGCGAAUGGCUCGGCUGUAGUGCACGCCGCGGGCCCAGCUGCGACCCCGGCCCCGCCCCCGGGACCCCGGCCAUGGACGAACUGUUCCCUCUCAUCUUCCCGGCAGAGCCAGCCCAGGCCUCUGGCCCCUAUGUGGAGAUCAUUGAGCAGCCCAAGCAGCGGGGCAUGCGCUUCCGCUACAAGUGCGAGGGGCGCUCCGCGGGCAGCAUCCCAGGCGAGAGGAGCACAGAUACCACCAAGACCCACCCCACCAUCAAGAUCAAUGGCUACACAGGACCAGGGACAGUACGCAUCUCCCUAGUCACCAAGGACCCUCCUCACCGGCCUCACCCCCACGAGCUUGUAGGAAAGGACUGCCGGGAUGGCUUCUAUGAGGCUGAGCUCUGCCCGGACCGCUGCAUCCACAGUUUCCAGAACCUGGGAAUCCAGUGUGUGAAGAAGCGGGACCUGGAGCAGGCUAUCACUCAGCGCAUCCAGACGAACAACAAUCCCUUCCAAGUUCCUAUCGAAGAACAGCGUGGGGACUACGACCUGAAUGCUGUGCGGCUCUGCUUCCAGGUGACAGUGCGGGAUCCAUCAGGCAGGCCCCUCCGCCUGCCGCCUGUCCUUUCUCAUCCCAUCUUUGACAACCGUGCCCCCAACACUGCCGAACUCAAGAUCUGCCGAGUGAACCGAAACUCUGGCAGCUGCCUCGGUGGGGAUGAGAUCUUCCUACUGUGUGACAAGGUGCAGAAAGAGGACAUUGAGGUGUAUUUCACGGGACCAGGCUGGGAGGCCCGAGGCUCCUUUUCGCAAGCUGAUGUGCACCGACAAGUGGCCAUUGUGUUCCGGACCCCUCCCUACGCAGACCCCAGCCUGCAGGCUCCCGUGCGUGUCUCCAUGCAGCUGCGGCGGCCUUCCGACCGGGAGCUCAGUGAGCCCAUGGAAUUCCAGUACCUGCCAGAUACAGACGAUCGUCACCGGAUUGAGGAGAAACGCAAAAGGACAUAUGAGACCUUCAAGAGCAUCAUGAAGAAGAGUCCUUUCAGCGGACCCACUGACCCCCGGCCUCCACCUCGGCGCAUUGCUGUGCCUUCCCGCAGCUCAGCUUCUGUUCCCAAGCCAGCACCCCAGCCCUAUCCCUUUACGUCAUCCCUGAGCACCAUCAACUAUGAUGAGUUUCCCACCAUGGUGUUUCCUUCUGGGCAGAUAAGCCAGGCCUCAGCCUUGGCCUCGGCCCCUCCCCAAGUCCUGCCCCAGGCUCCAGCCCCUGCCCCUGCUCCAGCCAUGGUAUCAGCUCUGGCCCAGGCCCCAGCCCCUGUCCCAGUCCUAGCCCCAGGCCCUCCUCAGGCUAUGGUCCCACCUGCCCCCAAGCCCACCCAGGCUGGGGAAGGAACGCUGUCAGAGGCCCUGCUGCAGCUGCAGUUUGAUGAUGAAGACCUGGGGGCCUUGCUUGGCAACAGCACAGACCCAACCGUGUUCACAGACCUGGCAUCAGUCGACAACUCCGAGUUUCAGCAGCUGCUGAACCAGGGCGUACCUGUGGCCCCCCACACAACUGAGCCCAUGUUGAUGGAGUACCCUGAGGCUAUAACUCGCCUAGUGACAGGGGCCCAGAGGCCCCCUGACCCAGCUCCUGCUCCACUGGGGGCCCCGGGGCUCCCCAACGGCCUCCUUUCAGGAGAUGAAGACUUCUCCUCCAUUGUGGACAUGGACUUCUCAGCCCUGCUGAGUCAGAUCAGCUCCUAAGGGGUGAUGCCUACCCUCCCCAGAGCACUGGGUUGCAGGGGAUUGAAGCCCUCCCAAAGCACUUACGGAUUCUGGUGGGGUGUGUUCCAGCUGCCCCCAACUUUGGAGAUGUCUUCCUUGGAGGGGGAAGGCAUAUUUUAUUCUUUUAUUGGCAAUAUCUGUCUCUCUCUCUCUGGAGGUGCUUAAGCAGAAGCAUUAACUUCUCUGGAAAGGGGGAAGCUGGGGAAACUCAAACUCUUCCCCUAUCCUGAUGGUCAGCUCCCUUCUCUGUAGGGAACUCGGGUCCCCCAUCCCCAUCCUGCAGCUUCUAGUACUCUCCUAGAGAGAGGAGCAGGCUAGAGGUAAGGCCUUUGAGCCCACACAGCCUUAUUAUCAAGUGUCUUCCAUCAUGGAUUCAGUACACCUUAACGCCCCAGGUACCAGCCCCUCUAUGGCACUGGCAUUGUCCCUGUGCCUAACACCAGCGUUUGAGGGGCUGGCCUUCGUGCCCUACAGAGGUCUCUGCCAGCUCUUUCCUUGCUCAACUGUGGCUGAAGGAAACCAGUGGAACAGCGCUGGCGCUCUCAAGGAUCCCGAGGGGGUUUGGUCUGGGACUUCCCUGCUCUCCCUCUUCUCAAGUGCCUUAAUUGAGGGCAAGUUGUUAGGAGUCGGGGAGAGCAGGCUGGCAGCUCUCCAGUCAGGAGGCAUAGUUUUCACCGAAGAAUCAAAGCACUUGGACUCUUGCUCUUUCUACUCUGAAUUAAUAAAUCUGUUGCCAAGCUGG
Molecule: messenger RNA, 3436 nt
Organism: Piliocolobus tephrosceles (Ugandan red Colobus)
Lineage: Eukaryota; Metazoa; Chordata; Mammalia; Primates; Cercopithecidae
Gene: RELA
Product: RELA proto-oncogene, NF-kB subunit
Exons: 11
Coding region: 1018-2673 (551 amino acids)
Biological process (GO): non-canonical NF-kappaB signal transduction; canonical NF-kappaB signal transduction; response to cytokine
Cellular component (GO): nucleus; cytoplasm; NF-kappaB p50/p65 complex
Molecular function (GO): RNA polymerase II cis-regulatory region sequence-specific DNA binding; DNA-binding transcription factor activity, RNA polymerase II-specific
Source: RefSeq, a predicted model, not a curated record